This is a messenger RNA of Sinocyclocheilus rhinocerous, 1720 nucleotides long. RefSeq names its product IQ motif and SEC7 domain-containing protein 2-like. The coding region runs from base 764 to 1282 and encodes 172 amino acids. NCBI's taxonomy places the organism in Eukaryota, Metazoa, Chordata, Actinopteri, Cypriniformes, Cyprinidae. The transcript has 5 exons. The record is from RefSeq and is a predicted model, not a curated record.
UAAAUAUGAUAUUUAAGCAAAAACGAGAAAAAUACUAUAACUGCCAUAUAUUGUAUUGGGAUGUUGAAGGCACUGGACUGUAUCUAUAAACUAAUGAUUAAAAUACAGGUCAAAAACAGCUACACUGCCAGACGCGACGCGAAACCCAACGCUACUAUGGCAAGCAAAAAGAGUCAGAAUUACGCUAUAGACGGCGCUAAUGCGGUUUGGAACGCCGUAAAAACGGCGUUUUGUAUGUAAACGCGAUUUAUCUUUAGCGUAAUUCUGACUCUUUUGGCUUGCUAUACGCUGCUGCACGUACAGUCUGCAAGCGUGACGCGUCCGUCAGGACUGCGGGUGGAAUCGUGACGCAGACAACCAGUCGACCAAUCAGAGCAUUUGUUUAUGCGUGCGGCGGGUUUAUUCGACGUCGCGCGUUUGCAGUGUAGACAGCUGCGUUGUUGCGUCGCGUCGCGUCGCAUGCGGUGUAUUCAGGGUGCUACUGCGCCACCAUUUAUAAGUGUAUUGUGCUGUAUGGCAAGUGGAUCAAAUAUUCUCUGCUGCACCACCAACUUCUUCCACACCUGCUAUGGGAACGAUAUUUAAGCUAUAGCCGUAUUUAACCUUUAGUGGCACAAAGCCACCGCAGGAGACGCAGAGUCAGUAUUUCACAGAAGCAUGGCUGAGCACGGGACGCGCGCCCCUCUCAUAUAUCACAGCGCGUCUUUACCUGGAGAAAAGAGGCAAUAUUUGACUCAGGUUAGUAAAGCUGAAUGAGAAGACGAUGGACAGCCGGACCGAGAAUCCGACGAAGGCAGCGGGCUAUCUGAAGGAGCUGAAUAAGAUCAUAGAGACCCAGCAGACGCUGCUGGAGCGGCAGAAGAGGCGCAUCUUUGAGCUGGAGCAGCAUGUGUCCGACCUGUGCGCCGAGAACAGCCGCCUGAGGCACGAGUACCAGCGGCACCUGCUCUCCUGCAGACUGCGCUCCAUCCAGGAGAACAGCCCGCUACAGCAGUCAGAAUAUGGCAGUACAAGAAUCGUCAGAAGACAUGCCUCUCUUCCUGUGGAAAUGACAGACAGUCCCAGCAGCCUCAGAUCAGCCGUGUGCAGGAGAACUGUGCCAAACCAACAGUGGAAGUCGGCAUCCUUCGGGUGUGUAAAUGCUUUGCACCAGUACUGCUGUCCCGCGCCGCUGUGCUCUAAGCAGCUAGCUGUACCUGCUCCUCUCUCUGAGUGCAGGGAUGAUAGCGUGCUGCAUCAGUUCUGCUGUCCUCCGUCUGGAAGCAGCAGUCCUUCAAGAUAGCAGGAACGACAAGGAUCUGUCCUCUCUCACAAAGCGUUCUUCCAAAAGAGCUCCAUGCGUCCAUCCAUGCAUCUGUGUGUCUCUGGGGGAAUAAACAUCACUGUGUGUGCCGUUGCACUCACAUGCAGGACAGACGGAAAUCUUGCUGCAGUAGUUCAUUUACAAGUGCAGUCUAUAAGCGCUGGAAGAACACAACUGUAGCGCUAGAACUCAUGAAUACAGUCGAGUGUUGAACCUCAAACGUGUACCUCUAAUACAAAGAUGCAGAACUGAGUGUAUUUUGCACAGUGUGGAAGAGAACUUCAUUCAGUUCUCCGAGUGAUGCAUGAAAUUAAAAAGCAAUAUCUAUUUAAGAAUCGAUGACUGUAUUGCAGCUGUAUUUGCUUUGCCUGAUAUCAGUAGCUUAUUGUCUUGACCAUGUAACAAGAUUCAAAUGAA